AUGAAGCCUGAGCGUUUCUCUGCAUCAUCAUUUCUGAAAGUUAUCAAUAUUCUUCACUUGCAUUAUCUCCUUACUCUUUUCUCUCUCUUUCUCGUCGUUGCCUCUGGUUUACUCAUCGGAAUCGCUCUCUCUUUGCACCUCAAAGACCUCUCUCUCAACUUUCAAAUCCAACAGUUCUUUACCCCAUCCAUUGGAUUAAAACAAUUGUCACCGUACUCGCCUCCAAAUCCAACAGUCUCGACCAUCAUUAAUAUUUCUUCCUCAAAUCGGACAAAGACAGAACCUUUGACGACGUCGUUAGAUGUUCAUGAUCGUCAGAAUCAGACAAAAACAGUAACCUUAACCCGAAAAGGUCUGAAAGAUUUCUUGAAACCUCCGGAGGCAAUGCAUGGUAUGAGCGAAGAAGAGCUGUUUUGGAGAGCUUCUGUGGCUCCAAUGGUUGAGGAAGCUCCAUUCGAUCAGACACCAAAAGUUGCAUUCAUGUUUCUGACGAAAGGUCCUCUUGCGAUGGCUCCUUUUUGGGAGAAAUUCUUCAAAGGAGUCGAUAAAGACUUGUAUUCUAUAUAUGUACAUUACCCUCCAUCUUUCAAUCAAACACUUCCAGAAACUUCAGUCUUCCAUGGCCGGGCAAUACCAAGCAAGAUAGUGAGGUGGGGCGAUAUGAACAUGAUAGAGGCAGAGAGACGCCUACUGGCCAAGGCACUGCUGGACUUCUCAAACCAAAGAUUCGUUCUCCUCUCAGAAUCAUGCAUUCCACUGUUCAACUUCUCCACCAUCUACAACUACCUUGUCAACUCCUCAGAAAACUUCGUGGAAGCCUACGACAUGCCAGGUCCUGUCGGCCGUGGACGCUACCGUCCCAAGAUGAAGCCGCAAAUCAAGUUAAGCCAAUGGAGGAAGGGCUCUCAGUGGUUCCAAAUAGAGCGAGCCCUAGCCCUCGAGAUAGUCUCAGACCAGACAUACUUCCCAGUGUUCAAGAAGCACUGUAAGGGCUCCUGUUAUGGUGAUGAACACUACCUGCCUACGUUGGUGAGCAUCAUGUUCUGGGAGAACAACUCCAACAGGACACUGACCUGGGUUGACUGGUCAAAGGGUGGGCCCCACCCUGCGAGGUUUACGAGGAUGGAUAUAACAAACGAGUUCUUGGAGAGGAUGAGACAUGGGAGUGUUUGUGAGUAUAAUGGGAAGAAGACGGAUGUGUGCCAUUUGUUUGCGAGGAAAUUUACGCCUCACGCUUUGGAUAGAUUACUUAGGUUUGCUCCCAAGUUGAUGCAAUUCGCUUGA
Neltuma alba is the source of this 1284-nucleotide messenger RNA. Its product is annotated as glycosyltransferase BC10-like. Lineage: Eukaryota; Viridiplantae; Streptophyta; Magnoliopsida; Fabales; Fabaceae. The record is from RefSeq and is a predicted model, not a curated record. Gene Ontology annotation, molecular function: glycosyltransferase activity. The coding region runs from base 1 to 1284 and encodes 427 amino acids. The transcript has 2 exons. Gene Ontology annotation, cellular component: membrane.